Leptomonas pyrrhocoris is the source of this 1551-nucleotide messenger RNA. RefSeq names its product putative beta-ketoacyl synthase family protein putative3-oxoacyl-acyl carrier protein synthase ii. The record is from RefSeq and is a predicted model, not a curated record. The transcript has a single exon. Lineage: Eukaryota; Euglenozoa; Kinetoplastea; Trypanosomatida; Trypanosomatidae. Gene Ontology annotation, biological process: fatty acid biosynthetic process. Gene Ontology annotation, molecular function: 3-oxoacyl-[acyl-carrier-protein] synthase activity. The coding region runs from base 130 to 1551 and encodes 473 amino acids.
AGAUGCACACCUUUCAUACAUAAAAAAGCAAGAAACAGCUCAGUCUUAUAUAUAUAUAUAUAAGACUCCAUGGGAUUUGGCGCGCUGCCAGUGUGCACGCCUCGCCGUGUGGUGGUGACCGGCAUUGGCAUGGUCACCCCUCUUGGGCUCACCACCAUUGACACGUGGAGGGCGGUGUGCAGUGGGCAGUCCGGCAUUCGCCCUCUCCUCGACGCCCCGUUCUUCCUUCCCAGCUUUGUUCAAAACGACCGCACGUUGAAACCGGAAGAGAAGCAACGCGCAUUGGAGAAGCUGGUGCAGGCGAUGCCGUGUCAAGUGGCGGCCUCCAUCGCAGCUCCAUCGUUGUUGUCUCCUGCCUCCGAGAUCUCAUCGGAUCCGUUUGCGCCUUCAGCGGCGGAGUCGCGCGCCUUUAAGCUGUGUGCCCGCGCCGUCGACGAUGCUCUCUGCGACGCCGCGCUGCUCACCUCGCCCAUCACCCCCACAGCUGCGCGGGAGAAAGGCAAAGCCGAGCGGGAAGUUAACCUGUCCGACGCCGCCCGCGACCGGGUUGGCGUGAACAUUGGCAUGGGCAUUCCCUCUCUCGCCGACACGACCGACGUCGCGGUGUACUUAACCGCCGAUGACAUCGCCCGCUCUACCGGCAAGGUGCACUACAACAAAGUGCACCCCUUGUUUGUGCCGAAGAUUCUCGGCAACAUGGCCGCCGGUCACACCGCCAUCCGCCAUCGUCUGCGCGGCCCGAUCGGGAGCAGCGUUGCGGCCUGCGCCACCGGUGCACACUGCAUCGGUGAGGCAGCGGCGUGGAUUCGGUCCGGCCGGGCCGACGUGAUGAUCUGCGGGGCAACGGAGGCGUGCAUCACGCCCGUGUCCGUCGCCGGCUUCUCGCGCAUGCGGGCGCUGUGCACGGCGUACAAUACCACGCCCGCCUCUGCCUCCCGGCCCUUCGACACGAGUCGCUCCGGUUUUGUGAUGGGCGAAGGCGCGGGGGUCCUCAUUCUCGAGUCACUGGAGCACGCAACGGCACGUGGGGCGCCGCGGCUGUACGCCGAGCUGCGCGGCUUUGGGGUGUCGUGUGACGCCUACCACGUAGCGGCCCCACAUCCAGAGGGGCUCGGCGCGCGGCACUGCGUGGAGCAGGCGCUGAUCGAUGGUGGCAACGUGCCAGGCGCGGCGGUGCAGUACGUGAAUGCCCACGCGACGGGCACUAUCGGUGACGAGGUGGAACUGGCCGCGCUGCAGUGCUCGUUGCGACCGCCAGAGAAGGAGACUGUGCCGCCGCUGUACGUGAGUAGUGCGAAGGGCGGCCUCGGUCACCUCUUAGGCGCCGCCGGUGGCGUGGAGGCCGGACUGACGGUGAUGGCGCUGUAUGAACAGCGCGCACCUCCGACGGCAAAUCUCACCUCGUCGUGUCUGACCGACGCGCAGAAGGCGGCGGGAGUGGUGUGUGUGCAGGGCAACACGGCACAGGUGCUCGAGGAUUGCGAGGCGGUGAUCUCGACGAGCUUCGGCUUUGGUGGCAUCAACACCGCCCUGCUCUUUACGCGUGUGUAA